Mollisia scopiformis is the source of this 1997-nucleotide messenger RNA. Its product is annotated as kinase-like protein. Bases 251 to 1939 code for a protein of 562 amino acids. The transcript has 8 exons. Gene Ontology annotation, biological process: peptidyl-serine phosphorylation; intracellular signal transduction. Gene Ontology annotation, molecular function: ATP binding; protein serine/threonine kinase activity. The record is from RefSeq and is a predicted model, not a curated record. NCBI's taxonomy places the organism in Eukaryota, Fungi, Ascomycota, Leotiomycetes, Helotiales, Mollisiaceae.
GCGAAGGAAGGAGACCGACUGGAAGCCCUUCACCGACCCGAAUCGAGAACUCUAUUUAUUGCGGCAUAUCGCUUCGACCUCAGAUAUACCCAUAUUAUUCCUGACUUCCAUCUCCGAACGACGUCGUUUUUCCCAGGCUUGAUUUCGGUGCAUGCAAGAAGUCAUCGCGUUUUAACAUGCCGGCGGCCAAAAUUACUUACAUCCAAGACCCAACUCAUCAGGAAGACCGGCUGGCGUCACCACCGCGCCAAUGGGGAACAAAGAAAGCUCAAUCUGCUUCAACGACGAAGUGAGCCUCAACCACUUCCGCUUGCUUCGAGUCGUAGGAAAGGGUGCCUUCGGAAAGGUGCGGAUUGUCGAACGGAAAGAUACGAAUCUUCAGUUUGCGCUCAAGUAUAUUCGCAAAGAUGAAGUUGUUCGGUCAGAGAGCGUGCGGAAUAUUCUACGGGAGAGAAGGAUGCUGGAGCAUUUGAAUUAUCAAUUCAUUUGCAAUCUCCGAUAUAGUUUCCAGGACAUUGAGUACAUGUACCUAGUAGUUGAUCUGAUGAACGGUGGUGAUCUUCGAUUCCAUAUUUCGAGAAAGACGUUCACCGAAGAGGCGGUCAGGUUCUGGAUUGCGGAGUUGGGAUGUGCUCUCAGAUAUAUACACAAACAAGGGAUCAUUCAUCGAGAUAUCAAGCCUGACAAUGUCUUGUUAGACUCUGAAGGCCAUAUCCACUUGGCAGAUUUUAAUGUUGCCUCGGACUUCACACCUGGAAAGCCAUUGACGAGUAAAUCGGGAACUCUUGCGUACCUUGCACCAGAGGUCUACAAAGGCCACGGCUAUUCUUGUGGUGCAGAUUGGUGGUCGUUGGGUGUACUUUUCUACGAGUGUAUUUACAACAAGAGACCUUUCGAAGGUAGUACACAAACGACGCUGGCAGCCCAGAUCACGAAGGCUGCGCCAAAAUUCCCGAUCACAGAUCCGGCAGUGUCUAUGCCAUGCCUGCAUGCUAUUAGUUCCGCACUUGAGGAGGAUCCCGCCAAGAGAAUGGGCUCUGCCAGCUUUCACAGCUUCACCGACAACCCCUUCUUCCGAGCCAUAGACUUUGAAGCUUUGGAGAGGAAGGAAGUCGAGCCAGUCUUUGUACCAUCAUCAGAGAAGACCAAUUUUGACGCAACCUACGAUCUCGAGGAACUGUUAUUGGAGGAAGCACCAUUAGAAGCCCGGGCACGCCGACAGAAACCAAGAGAGCAACUUAAGGACGAUGCUACCGACAAGGAAAUUCGAGAAGAUGAACUUUACAAGAUGAUCGAAUCCCAGUUCACGCCGUUCGAUUACACAACAGCAGCGUACGAGAGAUACGUUGGAGCCAUAGACCCGAACUCAACCAACAGCGGCCCUUCAACUGACUGGACACAACCCGCGCCGAUGGGUCAAGAUCCCGAAGGAAGUGUAGCAGGAAGUGCUUCACGCUCAAUUAGUAGACGGUCAACUUCGCGAAGAAGGAAGAAUUCCCGAUCACAGCCACCCUCACUCUCUGGCUCGCCGCCUUUGCCUGGCCAGCAGCCACCUCUUCCACAGGGGCAACAAGCUGGCCAAGCAGCGUCCAGUAAACCAUCUGGCCUCAGACAAGUAUCUAAUCAAGGAGCUCAAGCUAACGUACCUCUUUCUCCUUACCAACCAUCGUAUUCGAGACUUCAGCGGCCGACUGGAACUCGGAAAGAGUCGGUGGGUGGUGGAAUGCAGGUCGUAUUAGGGGAGACAGGUAGCUGGUCUGAACUGGCUAAGCACGACACGACAUUGCCUGCUGAUGCAAAGCUUGAAGUCGCUGCAAAACCUACUGGAAUGCUCUCUUUCCUGGGAAGGAAGAAAGGUCGAGGACACAGCCCAAAGCCGCAAGAGCGAGGAAUUCUGGGUAAGGAGGGUGCGAGAGUCGUCAUCGCUAGUGGUGAUUGAGCAACACAAGAAAAGACAGGCAAUACUGGAUUCGGACAGCCACCAAGGCUGAAGACAU